This is a messenger RNA of Anneissia japonica, 1957 nucleotides long. RefSeq names its product E3 ubiquitin-protein ligase TRIM71-like. Gene Ontology annotation, biological process: negative regulation of translation; protein polyubiquitination; proteasome-mediated ubiquitin-dependent protein catabolic process. The transcript has 2 exons. Gene Ontology annotation, molecular function: translation repressor activity; zinc ion binding; ubiquitin protein ligase activity. Lineage: Eukaryota; Metazoa; Echinodermata; Crinoidea; Comatulida; Comatulidae. Bases 104 to 1957 code for a protein of 617 amino acids. The record is from RefSeq and is a predicted model, not a curated record.
UGGAAAUUCCCAUUUCUAAAGAGCAGCCACAUUUAUUCACAAGUCACUCUGAUCCCUAAAACUGCUUGGAAAACUACUACAGUACCUGAACCGAACGAGAAAUAUGGGAAACUACAUCAGCAUCAUUUACACCAAGAUAGCUAACUGGCAGAAACCAGUGUGUUCACUACAUAAAAAAGAGUUGGAAUUUUAUUGCAAUGUUUGUAAAACUCCAAUUUGUCAAAUAUGCACUAACAAAGACCACAAAAAAGCUGAAGGAAAGCAUGAACCAAUCAGAGCUUCCGAUGCAUUCAAUGACUUCAAAGCAACAGCUAAUUCCUUGAUGGUUCCGGCGGAUUUCCACAAACAACAGGCACAAGUUGGGAUAUGCAAAUGUAUUGCAAAUGUCUCCGAAUUUGAUUACACUAGAAAUUAUAUUACAAAAGACAUCAACGACACCGUGGAAGAAAUAGUUAGAUUAGUAAGAGAAUCAGGAUCAGCUUUAGAAAGGAAGUUAGGUGAUAUUUGUGGGAAAAAGGACUGCAACUCUCAGAUUGACAAACUCAAAGCAAAUAUAACAGAUGUUGAAGAAAAACAAGAUUGCAUCAAGAAAUUAUUGACAUGUGGUGAAGCAACAGCUCUCCUUACAUGUCACCAGGCAGUACAAGAACUACAACAAAAGAUUGCUGUCUUUCCAGAGACAAAACCUAGAGAUGAUGUGAAGGCUUACUUCUAUUCAACAAAACAUCAUGUUUUAAGUUAUUUAAAGAAACAGGGAAUAGGUAGUGUUAGUGAAAACCCAAAUGAAAAUAUUUUUGAAAUUGUAUCUGAAAAUCCAAUUACUGUGACAUGUUAUCAACCUUUCCGUAUUGAAAUUACACAAACAUAUGAAUGUGAAAUAGACAUCAAUGACCUGACGGUAUCAAAGGAGAAGACGACACCUUCCUCAAAGCAACCGGAGGAAUGCACUUCUCCAUUUAGCAGAAUUGUUCAGUUUCAGGGAAAAUAUUUUGUUGAAGGAUCCUCAAAAUCAGAUUUGACAUUGGAUGUCAAGUUUUGUAACUCUCCAAUAAAAGGAUCUCCAAUUAAAAUCAUUGUUGAACCUGUUGGAAUUGUACGAUCUAUCACAAAUAUUGGUCAAUCUACAGGUAUUAUGAGGAAUUAUCACGAAGGAAUCCAAGACUUUGUGAUGUUUGAAAAUGGUAGUUUUUUAGUUGUUUGCACCUGUAAAUAUGAGAUCUUUAAAUUUGAAAACACAGGGGCAUACAUCAGUACAAUUAAAUUACCAAACAGUGAAAAAAUUUUUAGAAUAUGCAAACUAAAAAAAACCCACAAAUCAAUAUGUUGUAUUACCAAUAUAAUACAAGAUAGAGAAUCCACAAUAUAUUUUGUGAGUGAAGAUGGUCAGGUGAUCAAAUCAAUAUUAAUUGAUAAUAAUAUAUACUCUAAACCAACUCCAUCUGGUAUUGAUGUGAAUGAUGCCUCAGAAACAGUUUAUGUUGCCUAUCAAACUGAGCAUUAUGUGAAAACAUAUAACAUGUUAAAAGAAAAUUCCCAAAAUGGAUAUAGAUUUGGAUAUGGAUACCGGAAUAAGGGUAGUCUUGAAGGACAAAUGAAAGGUCCUUCUGAUGUUGCUGUAACAAAAGAAGGGAAUCUUAUUGUGUCUGAAACUGACAAUCACAGAGUGCAAUUAUUUGGCUCUGAUGGUAAAUGCAUUAAAGUUCUUAUUGGUGGAGGGGAUAAAGAUGGGAUGGUGAUAAGGCCCUCCAGAGUAGAUGUUGAUUAUGAUGACAACAUUAUUGUAGUGAGUGAACACAAAGUACAAUUAUUUGACAAGCAUGGCAAGUUCCUUAGAGUGAUUCAUCAACUUGACAAAGGAGAAGAUAAGAAUUUUGUGAUUUCUAUUGCCUCACAUUAUCCUCGAAGACUUGCAAUAGCAGAAGUAAAUUCAAUUAUGAUUAAUGUAAUUAAUUAUUAG